AUGUUACGAAAUCGCAGUCCUGUCACGGCACCGACGGCAGCACCAACAGUUUCCAAUCCAAAGUCUUCUUCACUGAACGCGAACACAGCGGCAGCAUAUGCGGCAGGCAUUAGCGCCGCUAAUGCUAAUAACGUCGAUGAUAGGCAAAGUGGCAGUGCUGGUGCUGCUGGUGCUGGUGGAAGCAAAACGGGUGGCGGCAAUUGCGAACUGUCGUCCACUGGUGCAACAUCGAAUGCCGCCAACAGUUCAACAGCGACGACGAACCUGGUGACAUCGCCGCAGCACAAGCCAACUCAUCGUCGAGGCUUCAGCCAUGGCUCCUACUCCUCAAUGAGCGCAUCAGCAGCAGCAGCAGCCGCCGCCGCCGGCAGUCCGAACAUUCUGCUGGUCAACUCGCCACUCGGAUACGUCGGCACGCUGGGCCGAANGGUGACAUCGCCGCAGCACAAGCCAACUCAUCGUCGAGGCUUCAGCCAUGGCUCCUACUCCUCAAUGAGCGCAUCAGCAGCAGCAGCAGCCGCCGCCGCCGCCGGCAGUCCGAACAUUCUGCUGGUCAACUCGCCACUCGGAUACGUCGGCACGCUGGGCCGAGCAGGCAUGGGCAACAACUCGCUGGAGGUGCAGCUGAAUCAACACCACGCGAACCACUACUCGGCCAAUUACCUGAACCACCUGAGCGGCAACAAGGAGUACGGCGGUAGUCCGCUCUCGGCGGAGCAGCAGAUGAUGAUGAAGACCGCCGCAGCCGCUAGUUCGAAUGAGGCGCUCUCCAGCGACGACAAUGUCGCCCCGCUGCACGCCGUUUCCGCCAACGCCUCACACAUCGCCGCCAACUAUGCGGCUGGAGGCAGUAGUUCCGGUACUCACUCCCAUCAUCACCACUACAACAGCAGCAGCAACAACAAUACGCCCAGCGAGGAGACGAAGCGGGCCAUUGCCCAGUACGAGCAGAAGAUUCGCCGCACCAAGGAGCUGAUCAAGGAGGAGCAGAUGCGCUGCAAUGAGAACGUCAACGAGUACCUGAAGCUGUCGGCGAAUGCCGAGCUCAGCCAGGGGAGCGANGAGCAGAAGAUUCGCCGCACCAAGGAGCUGAUCAAGGAGGAGCAGAUGCGCUGCAAUGAGAACGUCAACGAGUACCUGAAGCUGUCGGCGAAUGCCGAGCUCAGCCAGGGCCAGCGCAUCAAGUCGGUCUUUGAGAAGAACAACCAGAAGUCGGCGCAGAGGAUAUCAAAGUACCAGAAGAAGCUGAAGCGAUAUGACCAGUGCAUCAAGGACAUCAAGGAACGGGGCAUCUACUACCGCCACACCAGGGAGCGGCUGCGCGAUCUGGGCACCAACGUGAAGGAGGGCAUCAGCGGCCUCUCCGGUGGCGUCAUCGAGGGCAUUAAAUCGGGCAUUCACACUGCAGGAGAGACUGUGAUCGUCAAACCAAAGGAAUUUUUUAAGCGGAACACCACUGACAGUUCAAAUGACAAAAAUAACUCCCUUGACCACGAUCAAAACCACAUGGGCAACGCGCAAAACUCCGCCGACCAGGGUGGCGGCGAUCAGCAGGGCGGCAACUCGGGUGGUGGACUGAUCAACUCGAAUAGUCACACGCAUAGUCACAGCACCAAGUGUACCUCGGACGAUGAAAGCUCAAGUAUUACCUCGGGGUCUGGUCAGCUGGGCGCCACCAGCCACAACAACAGCAUCCACCACAGCAAUAGUCCACUGCGGGUGAAACCGGUGCGGCCGGGCAACAAGCUGACGGCCUUUGACUCGAUCACGCCCACGACGCAUCACACGCCGGUGGAGUUCUACACCGUCGCGGAGAUGGACCAGCUGCGGCAGGCCAUUGACGAGCGAGGACAAGAGUGCGGCAGACUGAACAAUGAGAUCACGUUGCUGAAGACGCAGUUUCAGACCGACUGCUCACUGAUCAGUCAGUCGCUGCAGGAUGAAAAGUAUCGGGUGGAGCGCCUUGAGGAGCAACUGAAUGACCUCACCGAGUUGCAUCAAAAGGAGAUUGAAAAUCUCAAGCAAACAAUCACCGAUCUCGAGGAGAAGAUUCAGUAUCAGACUGAAGAGCGACAUCGAGAUGUGCACGAAAUGCUGGAAAGCUUCCAGACUCGGCACUUGACAACNGUGGUGUACUUUGAACUUUCAGAAUGCGCAUCUUCACAAGUGCAAUCGUCAUAA
Messenger RNA from Rhagoletis zephyria (snowberry fruit fly), 2181 nucleotides. NCBI's taxonomy places the organism in Eukaryota, Metazoa, Arthropoda, Insecta, Diptera, Tephritidae. The record is from RefSeq and is a predicted model, not a curated record.